UAAAGAAGAAGAAGAAGAUCGCCUUCUCGCGAUAUUCCGCUUAAAAAUAACGCGGGACAGUGGGAGGAAUCAAUCCGUUGUAACUACAACCGUGGUUGAAAGAGAGACAACAUUAGACAGUCAACAGAGGGUAGCAAAUGUUCAACUAGCUACACCUUGUAAUAAAUGACAUUGUCCUCAGCGCAGCUCUGUUUGUUGGACUCUCCCGAUAUAUAUAUAAAAGCAGCAGCUUAACACAGUUAACGCGUCUGUUUACCGUUGGCAAACGUUUGUUAGCUAACAGCAGCUAACCAGCUGACUGUAGCUCGUUUUCUAAAUGGAUCCUACGGAGGACUUGUCUGCUCGGGUCCUGCUGAAACAUAUUCUCAGCACCGAGACACCCAGGACUCCCAUCACCCGCAGUGCCUCCAAAACACAGAGUAGCAGCGCAACCAGAAGCAGCAACAGACUGAGCAGGAAUGACCCUGGUGCCCAAACCCCACAGGACAUCCUAAGACGCAGCCUGAGACAUAAAAUACGAGAGAGUAUAACCAGGCAAUCCCUGCCCGCUACUAAAAGGAGGACUACCUCAGUCGUGCUCAGAAAGUUGCCUUCCUCAACCUCAAUGCUGUUUGAUGAUGGAGACACACCGCGGCACAUACUCAAGAACAUCAUGCUGACCGAGCCUGUGAAGUCCCCUGUGGUUCAUGAAAAAGCUGCGUCUGAAGAGCCACAGCCAUCUUCAUCCGCCUCCAGCAUCACAAGGAAGCGUCCUAGUUUAGAGCUUUCAGGGUUGGACUUGCCUGAUUUAACUAUUGGCAACAUAGAGAGUACUGCAAAGGCACUGAGCAGGAAGAGACCACGUCGGAGCCUUAAUGUAACUGCUUUUGAAAACCGUCUUAAAGAUGGAAAAGAUGUUGAGGAAAAUGAAGAAUCAAUACGUGACCAUUCAUCGCUUUCUUUGUCAAGUUCCACUUCUCUGAGUUUAAAAACCCCCUUUGUGGAUGUUUGGACUGAGAAAAAGGGUUUGCAGAGAAGAGUUUCUAACCGUCGAAAAAUCUCAGAAGAAGAAUUUGGCGCUGCUGUAAAUAAAAGGCAGAUGGCAGGAGUGAGCAGCUUUGUGCAAUUGGAACGGGGUCUUAGUGAGACCUCCUUAUCUGAGGACUUCACUUUGGGCCAAAGCAAACUCAGUGAACCUGAUAUCACGGCUGAUAUCCUCCACUGUGACACGGCUCUCUACGCCCGGCCUGAUGCCAUGACCUCCAGCUUUUCCUUUGUUGCAACUCAGGACAAACUAACAGUGAUGGCGUCUCAGCUUCAGAGACAGAUGGAGCAGAUGGAGGCAGAGCAGAGCAAGCUGGGGAAAGAGAAGUCAACGUAUGCAUUUCCAACUGAAGAGGGUGCUGAACCUCAGAAUGAAAAAUCUUUUUCUCAGUUUGAGGAAGAUGCUGAUGCAGCUGAAUUUCAAAAGGAGAAAGAGAAGAGUACAGCUGAUGGCCGUCUUGAAGAUGCUGUCGCCAUGUCUGAGGAAGAGGAAUGUAUAGCUGAAUCCAAGACAAGUGUAAGCAAUGAUACAGCCGAGUCUGAGGAAGAGGAAAACGGAGUGGAAACUGAGAAAGGUGCCGCUGAUUCUCACACUGAAGAGGAUGCUGCAACCAGGUCUCAGUCUGAGGAAGAGGAGCCUGCAACAGACUCUCAAACUGAAGAAGGAGGUGCAGGUGACUCUCAAACUGAAGAGGAACAAUGUGGAGUUGAUUCCCAACCUGAAGAGGAUGUUACAGCCAGGUCUCAGUCUGAGGAAGAGGACUGUGCACCAGACUCUCAAACCGAAGAAGAAGAAGAAGGUGGUGCAGGGGACUCCCAAACUGAAAAAGAAAUUGCUCUUGAUUUGCAGUGUGAGGAGGAUGUUGCAGCCAGGUCUCAGUUUGAGGAAGAGGAGGAUGUUGCAGUUAGGUCUCAGUCUGAGGAAGAGGGGGAUGUUGCAGAACACCAAAGUGAUCAAGAGGAUCCUGCAGCCAAUUCUCAAUCUGAAGAAGAGGGUGAUUUGGCUGAUUCUCAACCUGAAGACGAGCAUGAUGAGAAGCCAUGGGAGGAAGAUGGUGAGCAGGCAUCAGAACAGCAGGAACAGGACUCUGAACACAUCGGUCAAAGGGCUAGGCGCUCUGAGGGUAGACUCAUUAUGCCUGUCAAAGAAGCAGGUGAAGAUUUGGCAGACGCCACAGAGGCAGGGUGGUCUGAUGGCAAGUCCAAAGCACACAGCAGCCUGGAAAUGGAAAGCUGUGAGAGCGGUCAGCUUCGUGUUGGGAUCCCUGACUUGGCUGAGUCCUCAGCCCAAGGACUGAAAGAUGCUUGUUCUACAGAAGGCGAGCCUGAUGUCGAUGAAGAGAACUCCUUUAAUCUUCCGGAGAGGACACAUGAUAUUGAAGAAAGUAGGCACCGGAGUGACCAUUCACCUGAAGAAGCUGCUCAACAGGAGGAAGAGUGGGAGGAUGAAGAAGAUGAAGAAGAUGAAGAAGAGAGUGAUGAGAUCUCCAGCAAGACUCCAGCAUUUGUCAGACAGAAAAGGAACUUUUUUCAGCCCGAUGCUCAGGCCUCACCUUCUGUCUUUAAGAAUAUUCAAACCAGCAGUAGUACAGGUGAAGCCUUUUCUGCACCUAAACCAAAGCAGGUGAGACGGAGGAGGAAAGGGCCGGCUAAAAAAGAAGCAAGCCUUCCUAAGAGCUACCUAAUGGGCGUGUUCAAGCACUUUGCCAAAACGAAUGUCUCUGCAGAUGUGUACCCUGUACUACAAGACAUAAUGGAUAAAUACUUUGACCGGCUGGCAGUGGACUUGGAGACAUAUGCUGUUCAUGCAAAAAGAAAAACCAUUGAGGUUGAAGAUGCUGAACUGCUGUUAAAAAGACAGGGUCAUGUGAAUGACAAGGUCCCAGUGGAAGUUCUCAUUGAAAAGUAUCUUCGUAUGGACCAGCGCAAGCUCCUGAUCCCCAUUGCAACCAGUGGAAAUGUUGUUAUCCCUAAAACGCGGAGAUAAUUGUUUUUAUAUACAGCUGCAUUGUAUUUUGUCUGGUUUCAUCUUUGGACUGUUAUACAUUUUACUUAUACUGCAUUUGAUUUGGAUGAGUGUUGUCUCCAUUUAAUGUUGUUAAUCAGAAUAUAAAUGUUUCUGUACGUGUAUAAAUAUUUGUUGACAACAAUUAGUUUUUGUAUGUGAUGUCUGUAUAGCUUUUUCCUAUCUGUAUUAGGCCGGCCACACAGUGCCUGCAUGGCGUGAGUGUGGCAUUUUUGUUGCGUGUCAGCUGCGUUGCGGCUGCGUGGACUUUUCUGUCUUUUCACACCAGAAACAUGU
Messenger RNA from Perca flavescens (yellow perch), 3325 nucleotides. RefSeq names its product centromere protein T (gene cenpt). Gene Ontology annotation, cellular component: kinetochore. The coding region runs from base 317 to 3010 and encodes 897 amino acids. Lineage: Eukaryota; Metazoa; Chordata; Actinopteri; Perciformes; Percidae. Gene Ontology annotation, molecular function: DNA binding; protein heterodimerization activity. The record is from RefSeq and is a predicted model, not a curated record. Gene Ontology annotation, biological process: mitotic cell cycle; chromosome segregation; kinetochore assembly. The transcript has 13 exons.